This is a messenger RNA of Acipenser ruthenus (sterlet), 2148 nucleotides long. Its product is annotated as E3 ubiquitin-protein ligase TRIM7-like. The record is from RefSeq and is a predicted model, not a curated record. Bases 162 to 1814 code for a protein of 550 amino acids. The transcript has 7 exons. Gene Ontology annotation, molecular function: protein binding; zinc ion binding. Lineage: Eukaryota; Metazoa; Chordata; Actinopteri; Acipenseriformes; Acipenseridae.
CAAACAUCAGAAACAACCAUAAAUCUAGAGGACCACUGUCACUGUCAUUGUGAAAUACACAGCGGGAAAUGAACUGACUCAUACUGAGACUGAGAGAGAGAGAGAGAGGAAUUGAAAUCAGCAAUUAAGGUUUGAGAGAUUUUCAGCCUGUCCUCAACAUAAUGAUGUCAUCGUCUCCGGAGGCGGAGCUGGCGGAGAGCCUGACCAAUGAGGUGACGUGUCCCAUCUGCCUGGAGCUGUACUGCGACCCCGUGCGGCUGGAGUGCGAGCACAAUUUCUGCCGCAGCUGCAUCAGUAAGUACUGGCUGCGGGGCGGGGAGGAGGGCAGUGCCCCGGAGGGGCAGAGCCAGGCCUUCACCUGCCCCCAGUGCCGCGAGAUCUUCCCCCAGCUCCAGCUCAGGACCAACCGGCUGCUCUGCAACAUCGUGGAGCGCGUGCGCAAGCUCCGAGUGGACUCCUGGGGCACGGCUUCGGCCUCUCCACCAGAGGGCAGCGGCGCAGCAGAGAGGGGCACUCCGGCGGGGUUCUGUGCGAAGCAUGGCGAGAGACUGAAGGUGUACUGCCAGGAUGAGCAGGUGGCAAUCUGCGUGGUGUGCGCUGUGUCCAGAGAUCAUAAAGACCACAGCAUGGCACCCAUACAAGAAGCACUGCAAGAGUGCAAGGAGAGGUUUGAGUCGGCGCUGACUGAGUUUGAAGAACAGAAGGAAAAAAUCCGGACUAUGCACUCGAAACACGAGAGAGAGCUGAAUGACCUAAAGGACUCUGCUGCCUCUCUUGAGAGGGGGAUCUGCUCCCAGGUGGAGGAGCUCCUGCAGUUCCUGGAGGCUGAGAAGAAGGCGCUGUGCUCCCAACUGCAGGCUGACCUGCGCAGGCUGGAGCAGCAGAGAGAGGGGGUGCUCAGCGCAGCACAACAGGAAGUGACCCACCUGCAGCAGGACGUGACCUCACUGCAGGGCAGGCUGGCAAGGGAGGGGCUGGAGAAGGAUGGGCAAGAAGUGGGCGACGCCCCAGCGCUAAUUAAGGAAAGUGACUUCCUGUUUUUUUUUAUUAUUAUUAUUAUGGAAGUUUAUACUUGUCUGCUUGACUCAGUUUCAGUCACACUGAUGAAGGCACUAGCUGAAACACUUGUCUGUUUGACUCAGUUUCUUGUGUUUUUGACCGGUAUCUUUUUCCUACAGGAUCUGAAGGAACUAACAGAAAGGCUGAAGCGGGGAGUGAGGGAGCCCGAGGCUGUCUCAGAGCAGCUGCACCGGGGGCUGUACCAGGGUCCUCUGCAGUACACGCUGUGGAAGAAGCUGAGAGCCAUCAUCAAACCAGCUCCCUGCACUGUGACCCUUGACCCCGCCUCCGCUAGCCCUCACCUGACCCUCUCAGAUGACCUCACAUCUGCCCGCUACAGCUACACCCCCCAGCAACUGCUGACACCCGAGCCGACCAAUCAGGAAACUCGAUUCGAUAUCUGCGCCUGUGUGCUGGCCAGUGAGGGGUUCACCUCCGGAAGACACUACUGGGAGGUGGACGUUGGGGGUCACCCAGAUUGGGACAUUGGUGUCGCCAUGGAGACAGCAGGGAGAGAGGGGUGGGUGAUUCUGAGCCCUGAGAAUGGGUACUGGACCUUCGGACACCAGGACUGUUCACUGGUGGGUAUUUACCUGGAUUACGAGGGUGGGCAGCUGUCUUUUUACAGCGCUGUGGAUAUGAGGCACCUCCACACUUUCAUCGAGGCGCAGUUCGAAGAGGCGCUGUACCCCUUCUUUUACCCGAGCGCGGACUCCAGCGGCAAGCCACUGCGUAUUAUGAACCCCCAAGUUUAGAAUUGAGAGUGUGUCCCCCUCAAGCGUGCAAAAAUUCUGAUUUAAAUCAAGAAAAGCCAUAACUUUACAUUCGGUGGAUCCAUGCAUUCAAAGAGAAGACACGCAGGUGAGCUGCUUCUCAGACCAUCCCAGAGUGUUCAGUGGCACUGAAAGAGUGUUUAUAGUGGGGGUGCUGAAAGCCACUGAAUAAAACUGUUACCCCUGUAUAUGAUGGAAGCCAUGCAUUAGGUUGCUAUUAUGUUAAAACAUGUUAAUCAAUACGUUUAUCUAUUUAAGAAAAAUGCUUUAAUCACAGUCCCUCCUGUAACGUUUACAACUUGCUUACAAUAAAAUG